Dipodomys spectabilis (banner-tailed kangaroo rat) is the source of this 804-nucleotide messenger RNA. RefSeq lists its product as uncharacterized. The transcript is spliced from 3 exons. The record is from RefSeq and is a predicted model, not a curated record. Lineage: Eukaryota; Metazoa; Chordata; Mammalia; Rodentia; Heteromyidae. Bases 1 to 804 code for a protein of 267 amino acids.
AUGAACAAGCAACUCUUAGAUUCUUUCUUCACUGAGAGCCAUAGAGGCCUGGUCCAGGAACGCCAAGUCCCGCGUUCCACCUCGGCCUCAGCCGGCCCCGGCCGCCGCGGCCCGAAGUGCCCUUCCCGCGGGCAGACGCGCGCGCAGGUCCCCUGCGGGGCCGGGCCGGCGGCCCGCACGGCUCACCGCGCGGAGCGGGGCCCGGCCGCCAGCGCGGCUCCACUCUGCGGCUGCGUGACCCAGGCCAGCGACUCGACCUCUCGGGGACCUGAUCUGUGGGAAGCCCGGGGACGACGAGCUAACUCCCGAGAGCCGGCGCUGAGGGCCGCUCGACCCCUCGGCUCCCCCGCGGCCGGGGCCGCCGGGACCGGCCUUCCCCACACGCCCCGCCGCGCCCCGCCGGCCCGGCGCCGGGCGCCCCGCCACCUGAGGGGCCGGGCCCGGGGGCCGGGCGCGCGGCCGCGGGCGCCCGCCUGUCCCGGCCCGCAGCCAGCAGGGCGCAGGCUUCGCUCGCCCCAGAGGCCGCAGACAAAGCGAGCGGCGCCCGAAGGGGCCUGCGCGGCCGGGGGCGCGGGGGCCCGGGGCCGGCGCGGCCACCGUACGUACCCGGGGACCUGGCGCCUCCUGGGCGCGGCCGGACGUCCCUGCCGCCGCCAAAGCCAGACCGCGAUGAGGCCCGACCGCCGCCACCGCCGCUGCGGCCGCCGCCGCCGCCAGCGCGCGCACCCCGACCCGGAAGCGCACCGUAGAAGUCAGUGUUCUGGACGAAUUCGUGCUCGGCCGUCCUCCAGUGUGCUGGCCUAG